Molecule: messenger RNA, 2752 nt
Organism: Ceratotherium simum simum (southern white rhinoceros)
Lineage: Eukaryota; Metazoa; Chordata; Mammalia; Perissodactyla; Rhinocerotidae
Source: RefSeq, a predicted model, not a curated record
GAUCACACAGCUAGUGCUGGGGAGGGUAUUAGGGAGUCCUGAGGAUUGGAGUCCCCUGGGGCCAGUUGGCUCCAGUGUCUAUGGUUUUAACCCUAGCCACAGCUGCUUCUGUGUUGGGGUCAGGGUUCCUGCACAGGCUGGACUGGCCUGAGUUAGAAGUCAGGAAGAGAAAAAGGAUGCACCUUGAGCAUUCUUCCUUCCUGAUUGAGUCUUCCAACACCGGCAAGAAAGGCGGGCACCACUGUAACCCUGUUUCCCAAGGAGGUGGCAGAGACGUGAUGAGAUUUGCCAGUCUCAUAGCCAGCAAGCAGCAGCCCCGGCCCUUCGACACCCAGCUCUGCACACACUGCCUCUGCAGCAAGAUGGGAGAAGGUAUGUGAAACUCACUUGGACCUGGGCCUAGCGGAGAGGCAGGGAAGCUGAAAUGAAGUUAGAACUGGGAGGGCCUGCCCACCAUGCCCUUCACAGUUCCAGGAGGAGAGCUUCCAUGCCUGGAGUAAGUUCAUUCUAUGCCAGGCUCUGGACUAAACAUUUUUACAUUCAACACUUCUGAGUUUUUCACACAAGGCACAGACAGGCUAACUGUCCAAGGUCACUCAAGUAGUGAGGGAAAUGGGAUUUGAACCCAGGCAGUCUGGCCAUGGCUGAGGCGCCGAGAGGAGUGGUGAGUAGCCCAGGGUCAUGCAGUCACAGCUCCAGAGCUAGGAGCUGCUGGCUCCCUUCCAACCCAGGAAAAGUAGUAACACCUCACUACUAGCCAACUGGGGGCGGAGCAGAGGUGGAGCCAGGGAGACCCAGGUGGCCUCUCAGAACCAGAGCACAGGUGGCAGAGUGGCCUGGAGCAGCAUGAAGCAGAGCUGGGGACCAGGGCUGCUCAUUCUGGGAGCGGUGGUCCUCACAGAGGCGUGUGGGCAGCGCGGCCCUGGCCCCCCUGAGCCCCAGGAAGGCAACACGGUGCCUGGCGAGUGGCCAUGGCAGGCCAGUGUGAGGAGGCAGGGGGUCCACAUCUGCAGUGGGUCCCUGGUGGCAGACACCUGGGUCCUCACCGCUGCCCACUGCUUUGAAAAGGAAGCAGUGACAGAACUGAACUCCUGGUCAGUUGUCGUGGGUUCUCUGCAGCGUGAGGGGCUGAGCCCAGGGGCUGAAGAGGUGGGGGUGACUGCUCUGCAGUUGCCCAGGGCCUAUAACCACUACAGCCAGGGCUCAGACCUGGCCCUGCUGCGGCUCGCCCAACCCACGGCCCACACACCUCUCUGCUUGCCCCAACCUGCCCAUCGCUUCCCUUUUGGGAUCUCUUGCUGGGCCACUGGCUGGGACCAGGACACCAGCGAUGCUCCCACAACUCUACGGAAUCUGCGCCUGCGUCUUAUCAGCCGCCCCACGUGUAACUGUCUCUACAACCGGCUGCACCAGCGGCUGUUGGCCAGCCCAGCCCGGCCUGGGAUGCUGUGUGGGGGUCCCCAGCCUGGGGUGCAGGGGCCCUGUCAGGGAGAUUCCGGGGGCCCCGUGAUGUGCCGCGAGCCUGAGGGACAGUGGGUUCAGGCUGGGAUCAUCAGCUUUGCAUCAAACUGUGCCCAGGAAGACACUCCUGUGCUGCUAACCAACAUGGCUGCUCACAGCUCCUGGCUGCAGGCUCGAGCUCAGGGGGCAGCCUUCCUGGCCCAAAACCCAGAGACCCUAGAGAUCAGUGAUGAGGACAGCUGUGUAGCCUGUGGCUCCUUGAGGAGAGAAGGUCCCCAGGCAGGAGCCCCCUCUGCAUGGCCCUGGGAUGCCAAGCUGAAGCACCAAGGGAGGCUCGCCUGUGGCGGAGCCCUGGUAUCAGAGGAGGUGGUGCUGACUGCUGCCCACUGCUUCAUUGGGCGCCAGACCCCAGAGGAAUGGAGUGUAGUGCUGGGGGCCGGACCAGAGGAGCGGCGCCUGAAGCAACUCAUCCUGCAUGGGGCUUAUACCCACCCGGAGGGGGGCUAUGAUGUCGCCCUCCUGCUGCUGGCGCAGCCUGUGACACUGGGCCCCAGCCUGCGGCCCCUCUGCCUGCCUUACGCUGACCACCGCCUACCUGAUGGGGAACGUGGCUGGGUCCUGGGGCUGGCCCAAGGAGCAGGCACCAGCUCCCUUCAGACAGUGCCUGUGACCCUCUUGGGCCCCAGGGCCUGCAGCCGGCUGCAUGCAGCCCUUGGGAGCGAUGGCAUCACCAUUCUGCCAGGGAUGGUGUGUACCAGUGUUGUGGGUGAGCCGCCCCGCUGUGAGGGCCUGUCUGGGGCACCACUGGUGCACGAGGUGAGGGGCACAUGGUUCCUGGCUGGGCUACACAGCUUUGGAGAUGCCUGCCAAGGCCCUGCAAGGCCUGCGGUCUUCGCAGCACUCCCCACCUAUGAGAACUGGGUCAGCAGUUUGGACUGGCAGGUCUACUUCGCCAAGGAGCCGGAGCCAGAGGCUGAGACUGGAAGCUGCCCGGCCAACAUGAGGCAACCAGCCGGCUGUUGACAAGUGGCUCUGGGAUGCUGCAAACACAGUGAGGCAAUUCCUGCGUCACUGCCCCUGCCCCUCUCCCAUUCCCUCCACCCACACGAUUCCAGGCACUUGGGCAGGCCCAAUAGCCCAGGAGGCUCUGGGAAGGAGCCUGCCUGGACCACCACCUGCUCCCACGCCCCACCCUGCAGGACAGGGAGAUGUCACCUGUGGAAGUUCCCCCACACCCAACUCUGCUGUCUGACGCACGCGUCCCCAGCUAUUCUUCAUCCCCUUGGAUACA